CGAAGCAUUUCAUUUCCUAUCCUUCAAAAUACGGAACAAAUAAGUAGAAUUGUUAUGAAAUGUAACUGCGCAAAAUUUUUGUUAUUUCUAAUCUCCAGUGUGUCUCCAGUUCUUCUGGGAUAAAAUGUGAUUUGACUGGCAAAGGUCUUUAAUUUCACUACAGCUUUCACUGCGUUGCAACACACUGAAAUUCAAGUAUUACGGCCCUUUAAUUUUCUUAGGCCGACUUGAGAAUAUUAUAACAUUGUAGUAAAUCAUCGCAUCCCAACUUUGCGCAUAUACGGCCAUGGAUCACAUGCCGGAUUCGUCUUAUAAUUCUCGUACAAGACGAAGUAGCCACUCAUCUGCGAGCACUAUAUCAGAACGCUCGCAUAGAUCUUCAUCGAGGUUUUCGGAACAUCCAGAGUCUGAUACAGAUCAAACAGUUAGCAGAAAAUCAAGUUUCUCAACGAAAUCAAACGAAACUGCCCUCGAAGUGUCUGUUCCCCAACAGGCAGCUGCAGCAUCAAAGGGUCACAACGAACAACGUAGCCUUCCAAAAGAAAGGAAGAAAGCAAAGAACCAAAAGGACACUUGGUGUGUAACCGUUUGGAUCACAAUCAUUUUGAUAAUUCUUUUCUCUGUCGGCGCUUUCGUCGGUGGUUACAUGCUAAAACAGUCCCAGGAUUCCUCUCUGGCUCCGUCACCAAACAUUUCCUGGAAAACACUUCCGUGCAUUUUCUCCACGAUAAACGAGUGUCAGGGGAAUAAUCGUGGGCACGUCUUGUUAAUCUCCCUUGGAGCAUUUCCGCCUUCGCUCCUUACGGAUCAACUCACUCCGACUUUGAUGAAAAUAAAAUCAUGCGGUACCUACAGUGCGUCGCUACGACCGGUAUUCCCGACGAUAUCAAUAACUAAUCAGUACAGCAUAGCCACUGGACUGUAUGCUGAAUCCCAUGGAGUUGUCGACGAUUACUUUCGCGAUAACGAGAUCAUUGUGGACGCUGCGAACAAUAUGCAGAAUCCAAGCUGGUGGAAGGGAGAACCGAUAUGGGUCACAGCCAAAAAGCGUGGAUUUAAAGUCAAAGUUGCAGGAUGGAAAGGAGGCGAUAUGGCAAAAGACGGCAUUCUUCCGGAUGACUACAUUAAAGGAAGACAAUCAGUAUCGCUUGAAGAACGUCUCAGGAAAAUACUGGAGUGGAUAUCGGAAUCUAGCCCGAAUUUGGUCGUAAUCCAUUUUGAUGACCUUUCCGAGACGCUACGAAGCAACGCUCUCAGCAGUCCGGCGGUGGAGCGAGUGCUGAAAGAUAUUGAUGGGGCUUUGGAUCGCCUAUUCCAACAACUUCAUGAACGAAAAACCUUAAGUUGCACUGACAUUGUGAUUGUUUCCGAUCAUGGAAUGAUGGAACCAAGGAAUUGUGCAUCGGGCAAUAUUAUGUCAGUCCUCAACAGGAAGAUUCUGAAUGAGACUGUGUGGGAACAGGAUAUCGUCUAUUUUGGGGAAACUUAUGGUCGCCUCUCAAUGCUCAAUCGAAGCCGGUUGUCUUUACAAAGAGUCAUCGAAGCUUUGUCGUGUAAUCAUUCCAGCAUGAGUGACGAAAGAAUGCCAUAUUAUCUGAUGCAAAGGACAGAAAUGUUUCCGGUGCGAUUGCACUACGCAAAUUCUCCUCGAAUAGAAAAUCUGCUUUUUCUGAUUACACCGGACAGGAUACUAACGAAGACUUCACAAAGUGGGAUUUGCCAAAGCAAAAAAAACUUAUACGGCUAUGAUAACAUGUUUAGCCAAAUGCAUGGAUUAUUUUUUGCCUAUGGACCGUCGUUUCAUUCCGGGAUGACUCUGAAAGGGUUCAGUGUGACUGAAAUUUAUAAUUUGUUGUGCACCAUCUUGAAAGCUGUCCCGGCUCCUAAUAAUGGAACAGACCGACUUGCUCUGGCGUUGCUAAAAUAUCCCGUGUCACCAGGCGAUUCAACAGGACAACCCGACCGAUGGAGUUACCACAGAGCUGAUUUCCCGAUGACUCGAGAAGUUUUGCUACAGCGACAAGACCGAACAUGCAGUACAAACUGCUAUUUUGCUGCGGAAGUGGAUGUUCUUGCAGCCGAUUUGCAACUGAACAUUUCGUCGUCUGCAGGAUCAUUGAUUAUGGCAGCUGCUGGUUUUUAUGGCUUACCUAUCCCAAAUAAUAUUAACGUCCGCAACAGCUUCCGUUUGCUCAUCAAUCGGGAAUUCGUAAUCGGGUUUAAUGUUGCACUAAAACUGCCGUUAUGGACUUCCUGUUUUCUUCAAACCGACAAAAUGACACCAGACUCUACGGUGGACUGUACUCGCAACGAUGUGCGUCUGGAACGCGGUGAAUUCAUAUUAUGCCGGGAUUUCGAUAAUUUCGCUCAAUUCCAAUCAUCCAGACUCAUGCCCGCAUAUCUGGUGCCUCCCGCUCUAAACGAUGACAUCGCAGUUGGUGCGGAUGGACGAAUGAUUUCCAAUAUCGUCCCUAUGUAUCAAAAUUUCCGAACAUCUAUCUGGCAACCUUUCUGGGAAAUGGCUAGAGGGUGGAUCGCACGAAACGGACCUAUUCACGUUUAUUCCGGGCCUGUUUUUGAUCAUAAAAUUCCACUGGGAACUGCAGAUGAACAGGAACAGAUACUGUUUUCUCAAGAACUGCCCAAUGUCCAUUUGCCAUCACACUACUUCGUUAUUGUCACUCGCAAAGUCUGGGAUAACAGCAGCGUUGUAUUAGAUGCAACCGAAGACGAAUGCAUGGCAUUCGUGUUUCCGCAUCUCCCAGAUACUAGCCAGCAUCCCUGUCAGGACAAAGAAAGCUAUUUUUUGACGUACUCAGCCUCCGUCAAAGACGUCGAGCAGCUAACUGGACUGACAUUUUUCUCUGCUUUGUCACACCGAAAAGCUGUACAUCUGCGUACAGCUCAGCCUUCGAAAUUAUUUCACAAAUGAUAAAUAAAGUUAAUAGUUUCUGCAAUGUGUCACACUGCGCAGUUUGUGUACAAGAGCAGAUCAGUAGACUUGUUGCACAUUUGUACAGUGCAUUUGUAAUAACUAUAUCUUUUGAAUAACCAUUCUUCUGGUGGGUCAGAAAUUCGGAAUAAUGGUUGAGGAUGUGUACCAUGUACAGUAGCAACCAGAAGUGUGCUCA
Messenger RNA from Paramacrobiotus metropolitanus, 3131 nucleotides. RefSeq names its product ectonucleotide pyrophosphatase/phosphodiesterase family member 1-like. Bases 287 to 2932 code for a protein of 881 amino acids. The record is from RefSeq and is a predicted model, not a curated record. NCBI's taxonomy places the organism in Eukaryota, Metazoa, Tardigrada, Eutardigrada, Parachela, Macrobiotidae. Gene Ontology annotation, molecular function: nucleic acid binding; metal ion binding; hydrolase activity. The transcript has 12 exons.